AACUGUAUGCCUAACACUAACCUUAAAUUAAGACAUAUUAAGCACGUUUUUCAUUAUAUUUUACGAUAGACUUUGUGGCGGUGGUAACUAGUGAAAGCCACACAAAUGUAACAUACGCUAAAAAACGUGACCAAGAGAGGUACGUUUACGCUACGUACACUCCGUUGACAGGACAGCGCGCCAAAUUUUGUAAACAAAGCAAGUGAAGCUUUCAACCAGUUAUCCACCAUUUUGAUAAAGAAGAUUUCAAGUUGACCGAUAGGGAUGUGGCUACUCGACCAGUGUCAAGCACUGUUCAACACCUCCAGCCUCUAUGGGGUGCUGGGCGUCUCCAAGGAGGCGACAGACGCAGAGAUCCGACACAGCUACUACAAGGUGUCGCUCAGGGUUCACCCAGAUCGUGCUCCCGAAGACCUGCAGGCAACAGAGAAAUUUCAGGUGCUUGGGAAGUUAUAUGCAGUGUUGAGUGACAAGGAGCAGAGGGCAGUGUAUGAUGAGCAGGGACUUGUGGCUGAGGAAUCUGACUCACUGCAGCAGGACCAAUGCUGGGAGGAGUACUGGAGGUUGCUGUUCCCUAAGAUCACAUUGGAGGACAUCCAGGAGUUUGAGAGGAAGUACAAAGGCACGGAGGAGGAGAGGCAGGAUGUGAUGCAGAUUUACCUGCAGCACCAGGGGGACAUGGACGCCAUCAUGGCCUCAGCCCUGUGCUGCUCUCAGGAGGACGAGCCCAGGAUCACAGCCCUUAUACAGACAGCCAUCCAGGCAGGGGAGCUCACGGCCUACCCUGCAUUCACCCAGGAGAGCACCAGGAAGAAGAAAACACGCAAACAGAAGGCUGAUGAAGAAAGACAAGAAGCUGAGGAGAUGCAGAGAGAGAUGGGACUCAAUGAUGCUGAUGACAGUCUUGUACUGAUGUUAAAGCAAAAGCAGAAGUCCAGAGAGCAGAAUUUUAACUCUUUCCUGUCUGACCUGGAAGCCAAAUACUCCAAGGGAGGAAAAGCCAAAGCAGGAGGGAAAGGAAAAAAGUGAAGACUUCAAACCCUUGAAGUUAAGACAAGGUAGAAGUUAAGGUCAAAUUUUUAUCAAAACUUGACACCUGCAUGCCCCCUAGUCACACAUCUAUCACGUAUUUCUAUACAAAUUAUCUUCUUGAUCUAAGCUCCGCUAGCACCUCUGCUGAAAGUAGAACAUGGCUUCUACUGCAGUGAGGUGAAUUGUCCCAGUACUUAAACAGCCCCUCUAUUCCCUGGAAUGUCUCCUGUGGCUUACACUAAGCCCUCAUCACGUUAAGGUUUGUUAGGAAAACAUCUAAUACCUACCUUUUAGUUGGCGUCUCUCUAAGGCUUGUCUUUUCUCUUCCUGUUAAGGUAUGCUAUGUGAAACCCCAAAGUUUUGUGCUUGUCUUUUUUACAUGGGAAAAUAAAAGUCAUGUCCUUAUAAAAGUACAAAGCAGCCAGUCGAAGCAUGUCAGUGUUCAAAAGGCUUUUGUUCCUCCCUGUAUAGUUGGACUUGCCAUUCGGGUCAUCCUACGAAAAUUGUCUUUCCUGUCCCCUGCCUUAACCACCAGGAAAAACACUUAUGUUAGAUAAUGACAUGUUGUUUUAAUUUAAGUGUUUUGUUAAUAAAACAUAUGUAAAACAGA
Molecule: messenger RNA, 1642 nt
Organism: Salvelinus sp. IW2-2015
Lineage: Eukaryota; Metazoa; Chordata; Actinopteri; Salmoniformes; Salmonidae
Product: dnaJ homolog subfamily C member 9
Cellular component (GO): nucleus; cytoplasm
Molecular function (GO): heat shock protein binding
Source: RefSeq, a predicted model, not a curated record